Paramecium sonneborni is the source of this 1957-nucleotide messenger RNA. The record is from the annotation of a GenBank genome assembly. NCBI's taxonomy places the organism in Eukaryota, Ciliophora, Oligohymenophorea, Peniculida, Parameciidae.
AUGCAAUUAUCUCCUAUUGAUUUAGAUUAUUUACAUUAAGAAUCCAUAGGAGGAGUCAUUGCCGAUGGAUUGACUGUACUCUAUAACACACAACCUUAAAAACCUAUUGAAUUUCUAGCCAAAUGGUUAUUAUAAUAUUGUAAAACUUCCACUGAGAAAAUUCACUUCUAAAAUGAUGUAUACUAAUCUUUACUAAUAGAUAACAGCUUUAAAAAAAAGAAUAAAACACUUAAAAUUUUAUUCAAUAGUAAAAAUAAGAGAAAGAAAGAUUAGAAGAAUUGUUAAAAAUCAAAUAAUAAUCUUUGCAAUAAUAACUGAAUUACAUUGAUUAUCUUAAAAAUCACCCCUAUCAUUAAGAUUUAAUAAUCGAAGAAUUUCCUGAUUUCUUAAUGAAGAAAUUUGUAAUAAUCUUUUAAUAUUUGAAUUUAGAAUUUAUCUGGUGUGUACAUAUGUUAUUUUAGUCAUUAAAAAUAAGAAGUUGAUAUAGAUCUUGUUGAUGAUGAAAAUGCAUUUAUUAAUCAAAAAGCACCAAAACUAUUAAAAUAUGUAGGAACAUCUUCAAACUAAAAAUUUUUACUCAAUUAAAACUUAACAGAAUAAGCAGUUUUAACAUAUGAAGUACUUAAACCACCUCCUGUGGAAGAAGGCAAAACUCCUGAAACUUAUAAGGGUUGUUAUAUUGCAGAUGUGGUAAAAGAACCUAAAGUUUAUUUUCAUAAGUUUCCAAAAUUAGGAUGUUACUUUGCAAUUCCAAUGAAUUUUGAAACUUCUCUUUUUGAAGUAAUAAAAUAUCAUUUAUAUAAGGAUGCUUUCGAUACAGGAUUAACAAAUAGAAUUAAAUACAAUUCUGAAGUAGAAACAUAAAAGUAAGAAAUUAAAACAAAGGAACUUGAACAUGGUGAACAAUUAUAGAGUGCUGAAGAUGAAGAAUAAAGAUUGUAAUUAGAAGAGGAAUUCAAAAAUUAUCUGUCUUCACUUCCAUAAAUUACAGAACCACCUUUUUUAGGCAUUUAAUAAUAAUAUAUAAUAUGUGGAGAUACUUUGGGAUAAGAUAGAAAACUAUCAUUGGAGGAACGUAAUGAAUUAUAUGAUUUAAUACAAUAAUUUGGAUAAAGUUAUUAGGAUAAAGAAAUUGCUUUAUUAUCAGAAGAUAUUAAUUAAUAAAUUGAAUAUGAAAAUACUAUUCCUGAAAAAUUAGAAGAGAAUUAUUUAGAUUAAGAAAAUCAAUUUGUUGAAUAAUAAGCUGCAAAUUUAGAAGAAUUAAAAGAAACUAAAGAAAGAGAUUACAAUUAUGAAAUAGAGUGUAUUAAAUUUGAUUUCUUAAAGUAAUAAUUUACUGCUAAAGAUUUUGCUUCCACUUUUCUUAACUUAACAAAGAGAAGAGUAAUCAAAUUUCCAAAUAUAAUUAAAGCAUUAUUUUAUUUGUUAGGCUACAAAAAAGAAGAAAUCACAUAAGAAAAUAAAUUGAAUUGGAAAAUUGUAGCUUCCUAUAUUGAUUAUAGAUUUUUAGCUAAAUUAGCACUUAUUAAUCACAGAGGACCAAAAGAGGCUCCUUUGUAACAUGCUACUAUAUUUAGAUUAGAAAAAUUAAUUGAUAUUUAUGAUGAAGAGAAAGUCAUGAAUUAUAAUUGGGCUUUAGGAUAUUUACAAAGAUUUCUUACUUUAUAUUGUAAAUUAAGAAGAGAGGAUGUCGCUAUUAGAAAGGAAAUCUUAUAAGAAAAAAGAGCGCAAUUAUAAGCAUCCAAAGAACUAUUAACUUAGUUAUUAGUAUGAAAUUUAAUAAAUACAUAUAGGAAUAAAAAGAAAUAGAUUUAUAAUCAUCUAAAGCAAACUUUUAAGGAGAAGAAGGUGAAGAAUUUAAUGAAGAAAGAUGGAUUGAACAAUGGGAAUCAGAACAUAAUUUACCUGAAAUUGGACCUGAACCUUAAGAUGAAAUUGAUGAUGACUUAGAAUGAUA